AGUUUGUCCCUCCGCGGCGCUCGUCAGGGCGCGGGCCGACAUGGCGGCGCCCAGCUGGUAGCUCACGUGGCUGGGGCAGAGGCGGCGGCGGCGGCGGCGGCGGCUCGCCGGGGAGGCGCGGAGGGGUCCGGCCCGGCCCGGCCCGGCCCGGCCCGGCGGCAUCAUGUCGGGCCGCCAGGGUAACAAGCUGCCCAGCAACCUGCCCCAGCUGCAGAACCUCAUCAAGCGGGACCCGACGUCUUACAUGGAGGAGUUUCUCCAGCAGUAUCACCACUACCAGUCCCACGUGGAGAUUUUCACGUUCCAACCAGACAAGCCUAGUAAGGAGCUGGCUGAACUGGUGAUGUUUCUGGCACAGGUGGCCCACUGCUACCCAGAACACAUGGCGAACUUUCCACAGCAACUGAAAGAACUGCUUUCUUAUCACCAUACGGUCUUGGAUACAGAUCUUCGAAUGACAUUCUGUAAAGCUUUGAUCUUGUUAAGAAACAAGAAUCUAAUAAAUCCAACGAGUUUGCUGGAACUCUUCUUUCAACUGCUACGGUGUCAUGAUAAACUUCUACGAAAAACUUUGUAUACUCACAUCGUGUCGGACAUCAAGAAUAUAAAUGCUAAACAUAAAAACAAUAAAAUAAACACAACACUGCAGAACUUCAUGUACACUAUGUUGAGAGACAGCAAUCCCACUGCUGCCAAGAUAUCUCUGGAUGUCAUGAUCGAACUUUACAGAAGGAAUAUUUGGAAUGAUGCCAAAACAGUAAAUGUUAUCACAACUGCCUGCUUUUCCAAAGUGACAAAGGUAUUAGUUGCUGGUUUGAAGUUCUUCCUUGGGAGAGAUGAAGAUGAGAAUCAAGACAGCGACUCAGAAUCUGAGGAUGAUGGCCCCACAGCCAGAGAACUGAUGGUGCGGUAUGCAACUAAUAAGAAAACCACCAAGCGCAAGAAGAAACUGGAGAAAGCCAUGAAGGUCCUCAAGAAACAGAAGAAGAAGAAAAAGCCAGAAGUGUUCAACUUUUCUGCAAUUCACUUGAUUCAUGAUCCCCAAGACUUUGCAGAGAAACUGCUGAAGCAGCUGGAGAACUGUAAAGAACGAUUUGAAGUGAAGAUGAUGUUCAUGGACCUCAUUUCCAGGCUAGUUGGAAUACAUGAGCUUUUUCUUUUUAACUUCUAUCCCUUUGUUCAGAGAUUCCUACAGCCCCAUCAGAGAGAAGUGACAAAGAUUCUUCUGUUUGCUGCACAAGCUUCACAUCAGCUAGUACCACCAGAGAUUAUCCAGUCGGUGUUAAUGACUAUAGCGAACAACUUUGUCACCGACAAGAAUUCUGGGGAGGUUAUGACUGUGGGAAUCAAUGCAAUAAAAGAAAUCACUGCAAGAUGUCCUUUAGCCAUGACUGAAGAUCUGCUCCAAGACCUUGCUCAAUACAAGACUCAUAAAAAUAAAAAUGUGAUGAUGUCUGCAAGAACUCUGAUACACCUUUUCCGUUCACUGAAUCCAGAGAUGCUGCAGAAGAAAUUCAGGGGUAAGCCUACUGAGGCCUCGUUGGAAGCCAGGAUCCAUGAAUAUGGAGAGCUGGAUGCAAAAGAUUAUAUUCCAGGAGCAGAAGUACUGGACGUUGACAGUCAAGAGGAAAAGGGAGGAAAUGAAGAGGAAGGUGGGUGGGAAAGUGCUAGUCUAAGUGAGGAGGAAGAUGAUGAAGAUGGGGAAUGGAUUGAUGUGCACCACUCUUCAGAUGAGGAGCAGCAAAAAGUAGCAGAGAAGAUCAAAAGCAUGCCCUUAGAGGAACGAAAAGCCAAAGCAGCAGCGGUCAGCACAAGUAGGCUGCUAACUCAAGAAGACUUCCACAAAAUACGCCUUGCCCAGCUCUCCAAAGAGCUCAAUUCUGCACCAGGAAAAGCUGCAAAGAGGAAAAACAUUGAAAUAGAUGAUGAAGAGGAGAGCAGGGGAGAGUUGCUUUCACUCAGAGAUAUUGAACAUCUGCAUAAAAAGCCUAAAUCAGACAAGGAGACCAGACUGGCAACUGCAAUGGCUGGAAGAACAGACAGAAAAGAAUUUGUGAAAAAGAAAACUAAAAUGAACCCAUUUGCCAGCUCUACCAACAAAGAAAAGAAAAAGCAGAAAAACUUCAUGAUGAUGAGAUAUAGUCAUAACGUCCGGACAAAAAAUAAGCGUUCUUUCAGGGAAAAACAGCUGGCUCUUCGAGAUGCACUUCUGAAAAAGAGAAAACGACUGCUGAAAUAAUGAACAGUAAAGGACAGGAGUAUUGCGUAUACAGGACAGACCAAAGAAGCCUUAAUCCUUACAAGAUUCUGAUUCUGAAAGCUUUCUAGGAAACAAGGCAGUUAUCUUUUAUUGAAUUUAAAUUCAAUUUCCAGCUAACUGGUUUUGUAUGUGUAAGUAUUAAUUAAAAUAUACAAUCUUGUAAAAAUAUUUUACUUGAAGCAGUUGAUGGUAACUGGAAGGAAAUUUAAUCUUCUGUAUCAGUCCAGAAAAAGUGUGUGUGUGUUUGUAAUGUCUAUGCCCAUCAUAUGACUGUGAUUUCACAGACUUUAAAAAAAAAAAAAAAAAAAGGGGGGGGGGAGACCAUUUUCUGAGUGGUCAUUUUCGCCUGUUGAAUAGUAAAUUUAUAUUUUAGCACAGUAAAUUCAAACAGUUGAUGGGAAGAACCAUUUUACUAUAAUGUAUGAGAAAAGAAUAAGAGUAUAUGGAGAGUUUUUCAUGUUUCCAUUUAAAUAGAAAGGUAGUUAUGCAAGCAGAAAACUAAGGAAUCUUGUUUUCCUAUAUUUGUGCAUCUUGUGAUGUGACUUGCUGGUGUUUUUGUGGUUUUGUGGUUUUUGUGUGUGGGGUUUGGGGUUUUUUUGUUUUUUGGGUGGGUUUUUUUUUUUUAGUAUGCUUGAGAAAAACAUGGAUCUGUAAUGUGGAUUCUCUGGUUUAUACUAAAGGUUGAACUCCUGCUUCAGCCUUUACCUCAGCUGGGACCAUGAAUGAGUUCUCUUUCCCUUACCCAGCCACCUGCUUUCAUGCAGACUUUGAGGAAAGGAAUUUUGUCAAAUUCUGUUAGAAACUGAUUUCCUUGUGGGACAGAAAUGGAUGUCAAUGCACAGUAUAAUGGAAAAGCAUUUGGUUUUUUUAGGAAGGGGUUAAUAUUUAUAUCCUACACCAGAAUUCACUUCAUGCAGGUGUCUGCUUGUUGUGUUGAAUACCAAAUGAGACAUCAAUUGCUUUUACCUUGGAAUGCCCUUUUGCUUGCAGGACCUGAACAGGGCCUGCUUUGUCAAUUUUGAUAUGAAGAUGUUUAUAUUUAGAGAAAGUCAUUUUCAUUCUUA
This is a messenger RNA of Dromaius novaehollandiae (emu), 3324 nucleotides long. It is a transcript of the gene SDAD1, whose product is annotated as SDA1 domain containing 1. Gene Ontology annotation, cellular component: nucleolus. The transcript has 22 exons. Lineage: Eukaryota; Metazoa; Chordata; Aves; Casuariiformes; Dromaiidae. The record is from RefSeq and is a predicted model, not a curated record. The coding region runs from base 164 to 2239 and encodes 691 amino acids. Gene Ontology annotation, biological process: ribosomal large subunit biogenesis; ribosomal large subunit export from nucleus.